UAAAUUGGCCAAUCGUUAUAGAAAAUGAAUCUCUCGUUCAUUGUCCUUGAAGCGACACAAUAGAUUGAAAUAUAUUAUCAGAUUUAAUUAAACGACCUCAAGGUUAAUCUUCAUUCAUUUGUAGUUACUGACACUUUCAACCUGCGUGUGUCAUUGCAAAACUGGCUCCACGUUUAAUCAGUCUGUACAGCAAGUUUUAUUCAUGCCCCGGUCAUUUGAUCGACCGUGUUUACAACGUGUUGUAGUUUAGAAACCACUCUGCAGUAGCACACGUCACGUGCACAGUCUUUUUUAACACAAAAAGCUUUCAAAUUUGAGCCAAAUUAUACAAACCAAUCAUUAAUUUAUAGUAAUACGAGGGCAGCUGACAAAUUUUAGUUUAGUCGUGUAACUUUUUAAACAGUACAGACACAUUGUCCUCUGAAAAGAUAUUUGGAUAUUGCGAUUCUUUGGAUAUAUAUACUCCGGGUAAUUUAUCUUAGUGCAAAUUGUACCUAAAUUAGCUCUGCACAAUGUUCAUUGUUAGCAAAGCUGUAUGUUCUGGACUUACAAGGUCUAGAGAUAAAGAUGAGUACAAAUGAAUGACAGCUGCAUCUUGAGGUCGUUUUAUUUACUUUGAGUCUAAAUAUAUUCAUUCUAUUCUUUAUGUCUGUGUUUCUUUAUUUUCAGUGAGGGCAUUGAGGUUGGAUUUGAGUUAAUUAAGUGACUGAUUUGUUCACAUUCAGUGGUUUGAUAUACACUUCGUUAAGGAAAGGUUAGGUAAAUGCAUUUGGGCAGAAAUCAUAUUGGCCCCUUCGACAAGACCAUUUCUUUAUGAUAAAUUAAAUAGUGAAUUAAACAUUAGGGGAAUCUUUUUAUGACGGCUGAUAAUGUUCUGUUGUAUGUUGCGGAGAUGUACAUCAGUAUGCACCUUUUUCUGUUUAUCUGCGGCAGACAGCCUUGUGUGUCUGUCCGGCAAAGCCAGAGAUGUGUUCAUAUACUUACCUUUCAGGUUGAGCUGCAGUUUUAAAAAUGAUUGCACCUUCCUUUUAUGCUUCGGACAGUUGUAUCUCCUAAUCUUUAUUACGAUACAAAAAGUGCAUAUGGGACCACUGAAAGUGAAAUAUGCGUGAAACUGAACAUUUGCAAGCAUUCCCAUUCAUGUCAUAAAAUCAUAUUUACAUAUUAAAAUUUGAAUGAGCGUGUCGUUUUAAUUGUAGUCAUAUUCUUCACCCUUUUCUUUUCCAUUAAGGUUAAGGUGGUACGAAGAAAAUGCAGAAGAAGGCUCAUGUCCACUUUAUUUUCAAUAAUAUGAAGCUCACAUGUGUGAAGCUGAAUUGUUGAAUGCAUGCUAAAACAUGAGGAGGAAAGAAGUAUUGGCAAUGUGUGAGAAGGGGAAGUCAGAAGAUGAGUCUCGCUCUGCUUCCCGGAGCUUGAGUCCACGAGGCUCUGGGAAGUCAGAGAGCCGCUCCCAAGCUCGUUCACCUGCUCACUCAAGAGAUGGCUCCCACCACUCCCGCUCUAAAUCUUGGUCUCGCUCUAGGUCUAAAUCAGGCUCCCAUUCCCACCGUGGCUCACGCAGACACUACAGCCGAUCUCGCUCCCGCUCUAGAUCCUAUCAUCGCCGAUCUCACAGUAGGUCCUACAGCGGAGAGCGUCGACGCAGAAGCCACAGUCACUCGCCAAUGUCCAAUCGCCGCAGGCACAUCGGGAACCGUGGCAAUCCAGACCCAAACUGUUGCCUGGGAGUGUUUGGCCUGAGCCUAUACACAACAGAGAGGGAUCUGAGGGACGUCUUCUCUAAAUAUGGCCCAUUGUCAGAUGUCUCUAUUGUGUACGACCAGCAGUCGAGACGCUCAAGGGGCUUCGCUUUUGUAUACUUUGAAAACACAGAUGAUGCUAAAGAGGCAAAGGAGCGAGCCAAUGGGAUGGAGCUGGAUGGCCGCAGAAUCAGGGUGGAUUUUUCUAUCACAAAAAGACCUCAUACCCCAACGCCUGGAAUCUACAUGGGGAGGCCCACAUAUGGUGGAGGUGGUCCCAGUGGUCCUCGACGCCACUCGCGUGACUAUGAUCGUAACUAUGAUCGCGGAUAUGAAAGAGAUGGCUAUGAUCGCUAUGAUGACAGGGGUUACUACAGAUCAUAUAGACGACGAUCUCCGUCUCCAUACUACAAGACAGCAUACAGGUCUCGGUCAAGAUCCCGGUCUUAUUCUCCCCGGCGAUAUUGAUCUUUUUUGGCUGGCAGGAAUCUCUUCACUUUUCAAGGACAAACAGGAAAUACAUCUGAGAGACAUGAUUGACUUUGCAGUGGAUUUUCAUUCUUAAACAAAUAGUUUGAUUUCUCUGAACUGGCAUUGUAUGAGCACUUAGCAACUGAUGAAGUAGCCUGAGAGCAGCAGGCCUGCAGUGUAUUUCAGUAAACAGGAUCAGCAGCAAAGUAAUUAAAAACAUAUAUGUUUAUGUGUACUCUGUAUUUAGAGCAUAAUAUAUGUAUUAUCCGCCACUGAAACAGUUAUCUUCUUAUGUUCACGUAAAAAAAGAUGUCCUUAAUAAACUUCCAGUGUUCCUCUUUAGGGAUUUAAACAGAUCAAUGGUGGCUCAGUGGCUCUUUCUUUUUCUGGCUGACAGGUGUAUCAGUUGUGCAUCAACUUUGACCCUGCAUUUCCUCCUCUGUACUUGUACAUGAAGGUGCAUCCGAUAUUCUUCGAAGCAAACUUUAAAAAGCACUAAGAAAAACAUUUUUCUAAACAGAACAUAGGAGUUGCUUAUCUACCACUGCCUCAGUUUGUUUAUGUUGUUUUUGGUGUUAAAUAACCCUUUGAAACACCAGCGUUUGGUGGGGGGUUAAUGGUGGAUUUCCCCAACUCCUGUAUUCUGCAGGUGCAGUUACUUUCUGGUGGUUUUAAAGACUGAAUGCAUGGACAGCAUCGGUUUUCCUGGCAGUGUGCUGCUUGUAAUCUGUUAAUAAUUAAAUUCUGGUUAGUAGUUGACAGUGAACCUGAAACUGUGCCACUUUAAAGAAACCAGACUAUUCCUUUGAGGUGAUAAUCACAUUUCAGUUUGCUUAUUUACAUGAUCCAUAAAAGUAGAUUGAUCAGUUGUGAAGCAGUCCCAUCAUUGUUUUGUUUUUAAUUUUUAAUAUCUGGGCGAGAUCUGUGUUGUGCUGUAUAUUAAGUUAUGUUUUUUUUUGUUGUGUACAAAUGGUGUGUAAAUUCAUCCUUGAAUGGAUUAAAGGGGAGCUGUUUUUUUUCCA
Melanotaenia boesemani (Boeseman's rainbowfish) is the source of this 3232-nucleotide messenger RNA. It is a transcript of the gene tra2b, whose product is annotated as transformer 2 beta homolog. Gene Ontology annotation, molecular function: RNA binding. Bases 1338 to 2207 code for a protein of 289 amino acids. Gene Ontology annotation, biological process: positive regulation of mRNA splicing, via spliceosome. The record is from RefSeq and is a predicted model, not a curated record. The transcript has 8 exons. NCBI's taxonomy places the organism in Eukaryota, Metazoa, Chordata, Actinopteri, Atheriniformes, Melanotaeniidae. Gene Ontology annotation, cellular component: spliceosomal complex.